AUGCAUUGUCAAAUAUCAAAGCAAAAGCAAAAGCAAAUAACCUGCCCAGAACUGACUGACCGGCUGAAAAUUCCAGACAUCGAGGUCUACCUCUCCCGCUCCCUGGGCCUCUCGCUGAGCGUGCUCGGGGUGAUCGUGCUGUUCUUCACGGGCACGAUCCCCUUGUCGUCGAGCAUCGCCGCACCCAUCGCCAGCCUCGACGACAGCACCGACCCAAAGGCAUCCUAUGCAGUGCCCAUCCUUCGCGUCACCAUGCUGUUCCACCUCUUGACGGCGAUCUACUGCUACAUGCGCUACGUCAAUGUCUCCCAGACGGGGUUUCUGUUGGGCUCUGCCGGGUAUGGUGCUCUGGCUUGUAUGGGCAUGUGGUGCAUGGUCUUCGGGACGGGCGCUGGACGUACCUCGAAGCGCACCGGCGCCGAUAAACGCACGACAGGAUUCCCGUUCAAGAAUACCAGCGCGUAUGAUAAGAAGAAGGAUCGGAAGAUGGGGUGA
Molecule: messenger RNA, 495 nt
Organism: Exophiala aquamarina CBS 119918
Lineage: Eukaryota; Fungi; Ascomycota; Eurotiomycetes; Chaetothyriales; Herpotrichiellaceae
Exons: 2
Coding region: 1-495 (164 amino acids)
Source: RefSeq, a predicted model, not a curated record